GGGCUCGACGGCAUCGAGGCGGCCUUGGAGCCGUUAGGGCAACUAUUCGUGAGGGUUGCUUUGAAGCUUGUGGGGGAAGAGAAGUCGGGUCGGGAGGGGGUCGCGUGCACGUGGGGCGACGUGUGCAAAUCAUUCUUGAGCGGUGUCAGCUCCAUCAAGGGUCAGACCUUCACGUUCGAUGAGUGGAAUAAGUAUUCGGUCUCGAGCGGUGCAGCUGCAACUGCCAAGGCAAUGCCUGCAGCGCCUGCCACGGCGACGCUCAACGACCAUAAGGACCCUGCGUGGAUUGCCAAGAAGGCUGGUUACUCGGUCGGGUCCUUCGUAGUUCAGAAGGAUGUUCCAGCCCAGAGGCUUUACGCUGUCUUCAGCAUCGGCCAUAUGGUCAAGCUUCACGAGGUGGUCAACCACGGCGGAGAGCCACGCGCGGCUGAAAUUGCAUUGGAAGGUCUCCUUGGUAAGUGGUCGCUCUCAAAAGCUGAGCCGCCAAAGCAGAUGGAGGGUGAUCAGCAGCGGCCCCGUCGGUUGUACAUCGACAAGCAAAAGGCUAUAUUGGACCGAGCUCUUCUCGAGCUAGACGCCAAGCACAUGGGAAAACAAACGCUAAUCUUCUGGCGGAAGCCAGAUGAGGUUCGGACCACGUGUGCGAUCAAGCAGGGGCAGCUUACACUGGUCCCAGUGGCACCGUUGGUCAACAUAAGCUCGAAGAACGCGUCUAAUGGGUCGGGCCCGAGCGACAACGGCACCAGCAAGUUCGAUGAAGCCGCGUUCGUGGCUGCGUACUGGUGGGUCGCGACAACAUACGAUAAGAAGCAAGCCAACAUGGCUACGAGCCACGUGUCCCACGGUGGCAUCAUGCUGCCAGUGCUGACCAAUAUUACCGACAUCGGGCCGAACGUAAAGCUCCAGGUAUUCGUCAAGCCCAAGGCUAAGGCUGUGCCGAUCCACGAGGAGAGCGCCAAGAAGCAGAAGAGGUCGUAA
Molecule: messenger RNA, 978 nt
Organism: Prorocentrum cordatum
Lineage: Eukaryota; Dinophyceae; Prorocentrales; Prorocentraceae
Source: the annotation of a GenBank genome assembly